CUUCGUCUGAUUUUUAAAUUUUUCUUUUUAUUUCAAACCUAUGAUUAUUUGAAACACGCAUGAUUCUGCAUCUAAAUUUCUAAUUUUCCCGUCACCACUCAAAUUCUCAGGCAUCAAUUCCACAAAUUCAUCCGAUUUCAUCCCGAUCUAUUCUCGAAUCCCUAAACUCACCUACAAUUGACACAAAUCUCAGAGGAAACAGCUUACGGAGCGACUGGAGCUGCGGCACAUGCUGUAGAUUCAGAAAUUUCAAGGUGACAACUUCGACUGACGAGAAACAUGAAAUGCUUCAAGUGGUUAUUUGUAUGCUCUCUGAUCGGGCUACUCAGUAAUCCAUCAUACAGUUAUGGAAAUGUUGUGAAUGACGAUAAAGUUUUGCGCGUUGGUGAGGAGCUUUUCAAGGAAGUAUUGCCGCUUCAAAAUGGGGCUCGCUUCUACCACUUGCAUGGAUUAAAACCUCAGAUGUGGUAUGAAGUGAAGAUAUCAUAUCCUUCUUCUAUACCAGCCAGUUUUUCUUUGCAACUAAAAAGAGGUGCUCCAGAUUUGGGUCUGAAUCAAGGAAGAAAAUUGCUCAACACUGAAAAGAUAAUUUUCAAGACAGAUGGAAUCACCUCAUUGAUUGAACAGGGCGAAAUGUCUGUUCUCGUGAACGUCGAACCUGAAGGGGUUGUCGCGAUACCAGGGAAGCAGGAAACAGAAUAUAUCAUUUUUAAUAUAGCUUGCUUUGAUUGUCUUGACCGAUCUCCAUCUUUGCUUCAGUUUGUGACGAACUGUUUAUGGGCAUUCCCCACGAGGCUUGGUACGUUGUAGUUUUCGUAUUGCUUGGUUUGGUGCUGGCUUUUGUGGUUCCUUCCUAUCUGCCUGUGUUCUUGCUGCCAAAAAACGGUAGACAGCCAUUGUUCGUUCAUGCUGUUACCAAGGCUUCAUGAAGCCAUCUCUUUGCUGCAUCUUGCAAUUAUAUGUUCUCAAGAUAUUUGAUUUAGAUGGAUUAUUUGGCUUCACAUUAGUUUGACAUUAUAUCAUUUUUGAAUUAUAAAUAAUGGUCCUUCAUGAAUGCAUUUGACUGUCUAUAGUUA
This is a messenger RNA of Salvia hispanica, 1076 nucleotides long. The record is from RefSeq and is a predicted model, not a curated record. Lineage: Eukaryota; Viridiplantae; Streptophyta; Magnoliopsida; Lamiales; Lamiaceae.